CAAGGUUUGCAGAAGACUGGUUUCUUGAACAUGACAAUGAGUUCACUGUACUCCAAUGGCCUCCACAGUCACCAGAUCUCAGUCCAAUAGAGCACCUUUAGGAUGAUGUGGAACGGGAGAUUAUCAUCAUGGAUGUGCAGCCGACAAAUCUGCAGCAACUGUGUGAUGUCAUCAUGUCAAUAUGGACCAAAAUCUCUGAGGAAUGUUUCCAGCACCUUGUUGAAUCUAUGACACCAAGAAUUAAAAAGGGCGUCCACCCUGGUCCUAGCAAGGUGUACCUAAUAAAGUGGGCAGUGAGUAUGAUUCUCUUCUUUCUCUUUCUCUGUAGGUAUUUUCCCUAUGAGGAGGAAAACAAUCACAAACUGGUGAGAGAGAUAGGGAAUGUGACCAUGGGGCUGGAGAUCACCUUCCAGUUCGCUGUAAAACCAGAAUUUAUGGAAGUUUUUCUACAGAAGGACACACUUCCAUUCCAACUCCAGCUGAGCUUCAAGACCAGAGACCAAGACAAAGUCACUCGUGUUAUCACUGAGCAGCGACCAGUUACUACCUGCAGUCGGAUUUGGGCUGGAAGCCUCAACAUGGCGGUACUUGGCGUUCACUGCGCUCAACUCUGUGCCAGUUUAACCAUGGAGGGUCGAGUGGAGGAAGCACAGAGGCAACUAAAGGCACAGCAAGACCUGCACAAAUUAAUCAGUAAGCAGAGGCCAAUCAAAAAGGAAGAAAGCAUCUAUGGCAACUGGAUGGACACCAUGACAUCGAUAUGUGAUGACAUCACCAUGGAAUCACGGACUCUCUCUGAUGAAGCAGCUAAGGUAAUGUACCAGAUGAAGAGAGCCAGCAGUAACAGCAACUACAGCAACACAACUGAGGUCCAGAAGAAGACCAGGAGGAAGAAGAAGGCUCUCGUGGAGGGAAUGUAAAGACCAACAAAUAUGGAGACUUGAUUUCAUAUUUAGCUCAGGUGGCCACAAGUUUUUAUUUAGCACGUGCAGUACUAGAAGGAGCUUCACUGUGAAGCUGACUGAACUGGAAUAAUAUUGGAAUUAACAUGUAAAAUCAUUACCACAAAUGAUUUAUGAAAUAAUGUAAUACUGUGUAUUGUUGACUGGUAAUUGAUUUGAUAAAUCCAAAGUGUACUUGACUUAGACAGAAGCAUAUGUAUUACUGUAUUAGCAUACAGAUUUUAUUGUGCAGCUCCUUACAGUGUCAGAAAAUGGCUGCACUGCAGGAAGCUGUGGCAUUUCAGUGUUAUAUACGGUUUAACGUAACACUCCAAACCAUAGUUGUAUGUACUGUAUGUACACACUUGUGAAAUAAGACAAAAAUCUUUAAACAAUAUUAAAACAUACCACAGAUUACAACAUCAA
This is a messenger RNA of Epinephelus lanceolatus (giant grouper), 1367 nucleotides long. Lineage: Eukaryota; Metazoa; Chordata; Actinopteri; Perciformes; Serranidae. The record is from RefSeq and is a predicted model, not a curated record.